Molecule: messenger RNA, 1527 nt
Organism: Filobasidium floriforme
Lineage: Eukaryota; Fungi; Basidiomycota; Tremellomycetes; Filobasidiales; Filobasidiaceae
Exons: 3
Coding region: 45-1382 (445 amino acids)
Source: RefSeq, a predicted model, not a curated record
CAGCUAGCAGACUCACAGGGCACAAACCACAACCAACGUACACAAUGGCCGACCAGAUAAAUAGCAAAGCUGACCUAGAUCAGCGCGAGGAACAGCCUAUCGUCGGACGUAAAGUCUUCAUCGGGACCUUGUCAGCUCUAGCCUUUACAACAGGCCUCACUGUAGCCCUCAUCCCCGCUAUCAAAAGACAUCGCCUGAGAACCGCCGCGAGACAAGCUGGGACGUCCAUCAGCAAUGUCGGAGUGGGACGAUCUGGGACGGGUCUAGGCUCCGUACAGGGCGGAAAUGCACGUGCAAGCGGGGUCGUUCAACGAGUUUCACAAGCGAACCCGAGCGCCAUCGGCUCGAGAUCAGGAUCAGGACCUUUGGACGGACUGCUCGAUCCCCCCCGUCCAUCCACUUCUGCUACCCCUUCUUAUGCCUCGUCAUCUGCAUCUGGAUCCGGGUCCACAACAGUAGCAUCAUAUCGGGCCUCAGGGGCAUCGACGUUGCAGCCGAGGUCGACCAGGACAGCAGGACCGCUAGACGGGCUUCUAGGAUCGCCGGAAGAGGCGGGAAAGCUCGGCGCUGCAGGUCCGGCGUCGGCAGAGCAGAGCACGAGAAGGCCGGAAGGACCAGAGAGGAAAGGGGCUGGACUGUUGGAUAAUCUAACUCUAGGUGGGACUGCAGUAGCGGCGGCAGGAGCGGUGGCGUCGCCAGCCGGGUCAUUAUCAUCAUCGAGCACAAUAACGCACACUACGGCACCAACAGCAAAUCCGGCGCCGACCUCCACAUUGACGACAACGUCUCUUCCGUCGCCAUCAUCACCAGCAGAUGUCGAACCGUCUGAACCAGCACCCCAAAUCACCUACUUCUCCUUGACACCAGCCGACCCAUAUUCAGACGAAGAAGACGCCCACGGAUUCCCCCUGGAUCCGGAGCACGACCUCAACGCAGCUCAAGUAGAAGCUGAAGGAGAGGGUGAGGAGAUCUCGCCUUGGUUUGCGCUCAAGGCGUUUUCCAUCGCCACGGCGUUGGUAGUGGGAGGGACUGCGGUGAUGGUCGUCGGGAUUGGUAAGGGUCUGGGCGUGAGCGAUAUGGACGAAUUCACCGCCAAGAUGCGAAGCUGGACUCAAAGGACCUUGCCAGACCUCCAAGCUCAGAUCUUCAAGCCUAUGGAAAGCGAAGUGACGCAAGCCCAGCAGUCAGACGGAUCUCUUGACGGGGGGCGGAGGAGGAUCGGGUUUGAGCCUGCACCCUCUUCAGCGGGUCCGUCUGCGAGCGUGCUCAGUACCUCGCGAAAGAGGACGAAAGAGGAUGAAGAUGAAGAGGAGAUCGUCAGUGGAUGGUGGCAAGGAGUCGUCGAGGGUGCAGAGGAGGAGAGGCGAGGCAGACGGGUUUGAGCGGAGGCGCUUGCUUGUACCAUGGCGGGCCGUGGCAUCUGUUGGCAUUGUUGAUUGUUGACGAUGUCAGAUCCGGGGUCAGAAAGCGGGUACCAAUGGCUAGUGGCCGGGGCGGGAUGAGAUGAAUGAGAUGAAUGUGGAGGCC